Lacerta agilis (Sand lizard) is the source of this 2338-nucleotide messenger RNA. RefSeq names its product protein kinase AMP-activated non-catalytic subunit beta 1 (gene PRKAB1). Gene Ontology annotation, cellular component: nucleotide-activated protein kinase complex; nucleus; cytoplasm. Lineage: Eukaryota; Metazoa; Chordata; Lepidosauria; Squamata; Lacertidae. Gene Ontology annotation, biological process: signal transduction. Gene Ontology annotation, molecular function: protein kinase binding. The record is from RefSeq and is a predicted model, not a curated record. The transcript is spliced from 8 exons. The coding region runs from base 119 to 931 and encodes 270 amino acids.
CUGCAGGAGAGAAACCGGAAGUGGCGGAAACGGCUGUUGCCCGGGGACCCCGAGAAGAGUGUCGCGGAGCUGCUUGCAGAGAUUUGUGGCUGCCUUUCUCUUUGGGAUCUGAAGAGCAAUGGGGAACACGAGCAGUGAGCGGGCUGGUGUGGAGCGUCAGGGGAGCCACAAGACACCUCGGAGAGACAGCGGAGGAACAAAGGAUGGAGACCGUCCGAAGAUCUUGAUGGACAGCCCUGAAGAUGCUGACAUGUUCCACGCCGAGGAAAUAAAGCUUGGCAAGGAGAAAGAAGAAUUCCUGGCUUGGCAGCAUGACGUCGAGGUGAAUGAUAAGGCUCCUACACAAGCUCGGCCAACCGUUUUUCGCUGGACCGGAGGAGGCAAAGAGGUCUUUCUGUCUGGCUCUUUUAACAACUGGAGCAAACUUCCACUGACACGGAGCCACAAUAACUUUGUAGCAAUUCUCGAUCUCCCGGAAGGAGAACACCAAUACAAGUUUUAUGUGGAUGGUCAAUGGACACAUGAUCCUGCAGAGCCCGUAGUAACCAGCCAGAUGGGGACUGUCAACAACGUCAUUCAGGUGAAGAAAACAGACUUUGAAGUAUUUGACGCUUUAAUGGUGGACUCCCAAAAGUGCUCGGAUGUAUCUGAGCUGUCGAGUUCACCCCCCGGACCCUACCACCAGGAACCCUACAUUUGUAAGCCGGAAGAGCGCUUCAAGUCCCCCCCUAUUCUUCCUCCGCAUCUCCUGCAGGUUAUCCUAAACAAAGACACUGGGAUUUCGUGCGAUCCUGCCCUGCUUCCGGAGCCGAAUCACGUCAUGCUGAAUCACCUCUAUGCCCUAUCCAUCAAGGACGGGGUCAUGGUGCUCAGCGCUACCCAUCGUUACAAGAAGAAAUAUGUCACUACGCUGCUGUAUAAGCCCAUAUGAAAGCAGAGCUGGGUCCCCGGGCCGAAGGAGCAGCGGAGGGAACAAACGAGAAGCGUAUGCUCUUUGAAACAGUAGCGGACUUGCUGUCGAAUCCUAACACAUAUUUAUAUAUACACCUAUAUAUGUUUAAAAAGAGCUCAAAUUCGCCUUGCUCUCUUUCUCUCCCUCCUGCUGUUGAAUGUUCCUUAGCCCCACAAGCAGGUACCCACUUGUGCUGCCAAUCAAGGCCGUGGGUUUUUGAGGGGGUUCGUUGCCCUGUAAUAUUGCAGGGGGGGAAUGGGAAUCUAUGAAGACGCACAAGCUGCCAAGGGCAUUUAGUUAUGCAGAGUGAAUACAAAUGAAUUUUUGAACUAGGCACCUGGAAUGAAUGGACACCUUCAAUCGUCCAAAGUCCCCAAAGUGGCUUUGCUUUUUUCGUACAGCAAUAUGUGUAAGAGAAGGUGUUUUCCUUCUAUAGCAAUCUGGGCAUACCCUUAUAAAUAACUCUUUAUUUUUUGUUCUCGUCCGUCCCUGCCCUCCCCGCUAGUCACCUUUUGUAACCUGGGCGCUAAUUGCCAGGCUUCAGAUCACUGGCAAAGGCAGCCAACUUUGGUUACUUUCCAGCAGAAAAUGCUUGGCACAUCUUUCAGUUUACCGCAGCUGGACUGAUGGCUUUAGGUUGGUGGUUUCACUGUCCAUUGGCAGCAGGAUGUUACGAAGAGGCUAGAAGGGUCGGACACUGCUGUGAUACUUCGGGACCAACCCCUUCUGGUUCCUACAAGCCUCCCCUCCCCCUAACUUCUUGGGACAGCUUGCUCAGAAAUGUGGCUCCUCUCUUUCCAAAGAUUAGAACUCCCAAGCAAUAUUGCUACCCUGCUCCAGGGUUGCCAGGGGAGGUGGGCUUUGCACCCCAGGCCUUCACAUGUCUCUACGCUAAGGAAUCAGGAUGCUUCUCCUCUCAAACAGCUGUAGCCUCCCCUUGUUUGUGGAAGGAGGCUCAUCGAGGGGAUAUGCCUCCCGUAACAGAUAAGCUGUCUGCUUAUCCCUCCCCACAAAAAAGGCCAAUUAAUGUGUUGUCUGUCACACCAAGGUGCACACACUCCCUAGCCUGUUGUGGCACCAGCUUGUGCCUUCUUAGCCAAGCGAGCCCUGUGGGUUUUUCCCCCCUUCUGAUUCCUUACCAAUCUUUUGAGGCCACCAGGCAGUUUUAUUGCUUUGAGUAGCUGAAACUGAUGUAUAGCUAGAACAGGCACUCUAGAACAGGAGCUGGCUAACCUGUGGCUCCUUCAGGUGUCAUUGGGCUGCAGCCGCCUUCAUCUCUAACCUCGUCUGACCAGCUGUUUGGGACAGAUGGGAGCUGGGCGGCUCCAAGCUCCCAUCCCUGCUCUAGACCGCUGUUGAGAACAGUAUUUCACGUCUGCUUUUUUU